AUGCCCAUUCCCAGAGCUGGACCUCACCUGGAUGAGCAGAGGAACGCCGUCCUCUGGGAAGACUUGGCCAAGCGGGAGCGCGAGAUCGCCUUGGCAGACACGACCGAGAGACAGAUCCAGGAGGAGAGUGAGGACGACACAAGGGAGGAGAAGGCAUAUACACCAAGUUACAGUCAGCUGGAUGCCAAGGCACUGUUGAAAUACAGAAUUCUCCAGAUGUCUUCCAACAAUGACCUGGUUUUAACCCACAUGUCCCAAAGAAACUCUGAUGACCAACCUGGGACGACCACCAGUGACCAGAAAGGGCCUGUGUUAAAUUUUCACAACAUCUGUUAUUAUGUAAAAGAGAAGAGAGGCUUUCUGUUUAAUCAGAAAACAACUGAGAAACAGAAACUAUCAGAUCUCAAUGGAGUCAUGAAACCUGGCCUUAAUGCCAUCAUGGGACCCUCAAGUGGAAGCAAAUCUUUGUUGCUAGAUGUCUUAGCUGCAAGGAAAGAUCCAAGGGGUUUAUCUGGAGAUGUCUGGGUACAUGGAGUACCUGAGGAGGAAUUCCAAUGUUAUUCAGGAUAUGUGUUACAGGAUGACGUCAUGUUGGCAACCUUGACAGUGGUAGAAAACUUGUGGUUCUCAGCUUCUCUUCAGCUUCCAACAACUAUGACUAUCCUGCAUAAAAAAAAUAAGGAUCUACAAGGUCAUUACAGAGUUAAAUCUGAGAAUUCUAAGGUGUAAUCUAAAGAAUUAAGAAAAGUGACUAGUAUAGGAAUGGAGCUGGUCCUUGAUCCUUCUAUCUUGUUCCUGGAUGAGCCCACAACUGGUUUAGACUGGAACACAGCAUAUAAGGUCAUUAAACUCCUGAAAAGCAUUUCAAAGCAGGGACGAAUAAUCAUCUUCACCAUUCAUCAGCCUUCAUAUUCCAUCUUCCAGCUGUUUGACAGCCUUACCUUAUUGGCCUCAGGAAGAUUAAUGUAUCACGGUCCUGCAAAGAAGACUUUGGAGUACUUCAAAUCAGCAGGUUACUUCUGUGAUAGCUAUAUCAGCCCUGCAGAAUUCUUCAUGGGUGUCAUUACUGGUACAAUAAAGAGAGAGUCAGAAGACCAGGAAGCCAACAAGACUGAAGUGCCUUUGAGUAGAAAAGAGUCAAUAAUAGAAGCAUUAGCUGGUUUUUAUGCCAAAUCCUCUCUAUACGAAGAAACUAAAUCUGAACUGGAUAGAUUCUCAAAGGAUCAGAACAAGAGGAGCUUACUCAGGAAGGAGAUCUCCUAUGUUACUCCAUUCGGUCAUCAGUUUACAGUCAUCACCUGGCGUUCAUUCCAAAGUUUGGUGGAUCAUCCCCAGACCUGGAUAGCUCAGAGCAGCAGUGCUGUUCAUCCUGAUGGUCCACCAGUGUCUCAACAGCGUGUUUGCUGUGAAGCUCUUUAG
Molecule: messenger RNA, 1419 nt
Organism: Marmota monax (woodchuck)
Lineage: Eukaryota; Metazoa; Chordata; Mammalia; Rodentia; Sciuridae
Product: broad substrate specificity ATP-binding cassette transporter ABCG2-like
Cellular component (GO): plasma membrane
Molecular function (GO): ATP hydrolysis activity; ATP binding; ABC-type transporter activity
Source: RefSeq, a predicted model, not a curated record